CUCACCCGCGCCCGCAGGUCGCUCGCAGUCUCUCUGUCCAGUCGACCACGAUAUACAAUGUCGAACGGCGGCAGCAUCGAAGGGUACCUGAUCAAAAUCGACGACGAGUACGGGUGCAUCGUGUACUGCAUCCUCGAAGAAGGCACGUUGCAAUACUACAACGGCAAGGGCGGCGUCCUCCUCGGCGAGCUCCAACUCUCGGGGAACAAAGUGAACGCGAGCCUCAUUCGCAACGACUUGUCGUCGCUCCCGAACCGAUUUGUCAUUUCGAGCCGCAAGCGAACGUUGGAAGCGAAGAAGCAAGCGAUGAGCAAAUUGUUUCCACCCGAGCUCGAGCACGACCAACGCCUCCUCUUUGCCGCGUCGACCCCCGAGACCCAAGAGGAAUGGGCAACGGUCGUCCUUAACUGGAACAAGCAUUGCUGGGACGAAGCGUCGUCCAUCUUCAGCUACAAGGACGAAUUGCACGCCCUCCGCCAGUUGCUGCGAACACACAACGUCAAGGAAAAACCGCGUCGAAUCAACCAGCCCGGCAGCGGCCACGCCGUCCCCGUGCGCUAACGACCCUCAGCACAUCGAUCGUCCCAGUUUAAGUUAAUCGUUUGUCGCAUGGUUUUCAAUGCGGUUUGAGCCUCGAGAUCACCCUCCCUCCGCACCCCGCGCAGCAGCACGACCGGCGCAACCUUCGAAUCGAACGAUAGAUGCUGGUACUUGUCGAGAUCGACCUUGGCUGUUCCGCUAUAGCCGUGACAACGGGGCCCUGGCAGCGAGUCCACCACAGAAGUGCGACGAAUUCUCUGCGUCGAAGGAGUGUCUCGUGGCCCAGACGAACCAGCAAGGCAGCCGCCUGAGCGUUGGAUACUGGAGAGUGUCCUCAGUCACCUCCGGCCACAUGCAUCUCCUUCGGCUCAGAAUUCUUGGCGCCAAUGCCAUGCCCAUCGCCCUCCAAGUCGUGGACUGUCCGUGUCUAGCGGCUGUCAAUGGACGACUAUGCCUCGACUGCACAGAGAUCAACGCAUGAAAGACUCGCCGUGGAAUUCGUAGUGUAUUGGAUGAAUAUUUCGGAUGAUGUGGGGAGGCCAUCGACGGGCCACAAGUAUUACAUUUCAUCUACAUCGACGGCCCCCCACCGUGGUUGAACGGAUCUAUCUACUUAUUGCUGCAUUAACUGGUUGGCUUCGUGGCGCAGCUUGUCAAGGACAUCCAUCGCCUUUUGGAACUCGACCAUGUC
Messenger RNA from Aphanomyces invadans, 1231 nucleotides. RefSeq lists its product as hypothetical. The coding region runs from base 58 to 561 and encodes 167 amino acids. The transcript has a single exon. NCBI's taxonomy places the organism in Eukaryota, Oomycota, Saprolegniomycetes, Saprolegniales, Verrucalvaceae. The record is from RefSeq and is a predicted model, not a curated record.